AUGAAUAGCGAGGAACGUUAUUAUGCGCCGGCUCAAAUUUAUAGCGAAUCAUGUGCUUAUCAAAGAUCACAAGUCCAGGAAUAUAAUCAAAGCCCACCAGCGUGUCUCUACGUAGGGAGACAACCGCAGACUUCAUAUGCUAAUCCUUCCUUGUCAGGACUUGAACAAGGAAGCCCCGCUGACAUUUCACCUUUCGAAGUACCUGCGAUAUCGGAGGAUCCUACAGUCUCGCAUCUCCACCACCCACAGCAACAGCACCCUAAUCCGCACACCCACCAAGGGGCUUGUUUUGGUAGUAGUUCCGAAAUUAGUAGCCUGGAAGAACAGAACAGAACCCACCUGCCCUUCCCUUGGAUGAAAUCCACUAAGUCGCACGCUCACCUCUGGAAAGGACAAUGGCCAGGAGGUUCAUUCAUGGUGGAGCAGGAAGAAAAUAAACGCACGCGCACUGCCUACACGCGGGCUCAGUUGCUGGAGUUAGAGAAAGAGUUUCUAUUCAAUAAAUACAUCUCCAGACCCCGAAGGGUGGAGCUGGCCGUCAUGUUAAACCUAACCGAACGACACAUAAAAAUCUGGUUCCAAAACAGGAGAAUGAAAUGGAAGAAGGAAGAGGAUAAGAAAAGAGGGAGGAAUGGUGCUCCUGAGCAGGACUCGGUUGUCUCUUCUGGUGAUCUCAAAGAGGAUUCCUGUGCACCCAAUACUCCAUUUGGAAGAGACCCACUACCUGUCAACGUGUCCUCGUCACAACCAGCCAAUAUUUCCGGCUCAUCUUUAAGGAGCCAAGGUACAGGUGCGAGAGACUCCAUGAAAAACUCAUAA
This is a messenger RNA of Pristis pectinata (smalltooth sawfish), 819 nucleotides long. It is a transcript of the gene pdx1, whose product is annotated as pancreatic and duodenal homeobox 1. The transcript has 2 exons. Gene Ontology annotation, molecular function: RNA polymerase II cis-regulatory region sequence-specific DNA binding; DNA-binding transcription factor activity, RNA polymerase II-specific. NCBI's taxonomy places the organism in Eukaryota, Metazoa, Chordata, Chondrichthyes, Rhinopristiformes, Pristidae. Gene Ontology annotation, biological process: regulation of transcription by RNA polymerase II; type B pancreatic cell differentiation. Gene Ontology annotation, cellular component: nucleus. The coding region runs from base 1 to 819 and encodes 272 amino acids. The record is from RefSeq and is a predicted model, not a curated record.